AUGUCUCUGGGCAGCCAGGUUGCACCAGCCUCGACGACAUCGGCUUCGUCAUCGCUAUGCGUUGUAUUACACCUCGCUACGAGCUACGACGCCCCCACCAAAACCUCCAACCCGCUUUCGCCUCUCACAUUUGGUGCCAUGGCUGCGGUAAUUGGCGACUUUGUCACGGAUCACUCGCGAUUCCAUAACAUGAUAGCACCCUCGGCGUUGCAGCACGAGCACCCACAUUCUUGCGAACCGGCCUACCGCUCCGAACCACGGAAUACAUCGUGGGAAGCUGUAUCCCACAAGUCGUGGUCCCCAGUCUCUUCCACCCAGCAUCGCGCCGCCGCGUCCAGCGCAACACCUUCGAAACGACUCUGGGAAUCCUCAGAAUCAGGAGCUGAGCAAAAGAACGCGUCUACCGGUGGCGCCUCGCGAUUUCCUUCGCCCCCCGACUCGUCCUCGUCAAACCCUGCCUCUGCCCGCGUAAAAGCACAGAAUGCGACGAGUCCUCCAGCAAGCUACAUGGCAGUCGAACAGCAACCGACUGCAUCGGCAGUAACCACCGCCACUCCUAUACCAGCUCAACAGCAGCCAUCGCCCAAGUCUGACACUCCCAACACGGUUCCCUCACCGCCGUCGGCCUACAAUGCAUCCGCCCCCCAACAGGGCCGCACCGUCGUUGUUCGCGACCUUGCGCAUAUCCAGAGUCUCGCGAGAGCGGACCUGAUGAAUGGCAGCAACGGACCUGGCAUACUGAACGAUCCGCCUCAGCAGGCUAUGAAGUAUGAGAUCAGCGGAAUGCCCAUCGGUGACAUAAUCGAAAUGGUCGCGGCCUUGUUGACCAAGAUCACUACCACCAACGAUCUGCAACACGAUGCGCUACACAGGAAUGCGACCCAUCAGCAGACUGCCGCAAGUCAUAAUACGGAUGGUUCUUCAAUGAGCCCCUUGAGCAGUUCUGUUCUUGCAUUUCAUGGCAAGAAUGUGCCAGCCAUCACGAUCCUGAGCUACUUGAGCAGGAUUCAUAAGUACUGUCCAACUACUUAUGAGGUAUUCCUCAGCCUUCUCGUCUAUUUUGAUCGCAUGACGGAGAGAGUCAACAAUAUGGUCGUGGAAGCGGAAGAGGCCAGGCGGCAGACACAGCAAGAUCAGCAGCCCCGUACCGCCCCAGUGGAUGCCCAGUCGAGCAGAAACAGAGAUAUGAAGAUGCGGGAUGAGAACGGUGUCGAUAGCGACGAGGCUGGAUCUGAUCUAGCUGACGAUGAGGACGGGGGAGCGGGUCCUGGGAAGACGACCGCGGGACAGCCCAAUGACGCAGCAACGCCACAAGCUGGUCCGUCGCCGGCUACCUAUUUUGUCGUCGACAGCUUCAACAUACACCGCUUGAUCAUCGCCGGCGUCACCUGCGCGAGCAAGUUCUUCUCGGAUGUGUUCUAUACCAAUUCAAGAUACGCCAAGGUCGGUGGCCUGCCUCUCGCAGAGCUCAACCAUCUCGAGUUGCAGUUCCUCCUCUUGAACGACUUUCGGCUAAAUGUGCCCGUCGAAGACUUGGAGGUAUACGCCACAAUGCUGGUCGAAUUCUACGCCCGAGAAGUUCUUGCACAGCGAUCACGACCAGCAACUGUCCCUGAGUGA
Molecule: messenger RNA, 1620 nt
Organism: Anthostomella pinea
Lineage: Eukaryota; Fungi; Ascomycota; Sordariomycetes; Xylariales; Xylariaceae
Source: the annotation of a GenBank genome assembly